This is a messenger RNA of Metarhizium robertsii ARSEF 23, 690 nucleotides long. RefSeq names its product RmlC-like jelly roll fold protein. The coding region runs from base 1 to 690 and encodes 229 amino acids. NCBI's taxonomy places the organism in Eukaryota, Fungi, Ascomycota, Sordariomycetes, Hypocreales, Clavicipitaceae. The record is from RefSeq and is a predicted model, not a curated record. The transcript has a single exon.
AUGAAUCUCAUAUCUGUCUUGAAGGCCCGUCACCCGAGUAUCAUGACUGGAUCCAAAAAAUCCGACAGCCACACCAGUACGCCGUGCCAAUAUUUCAAGGAUUCAUCAGCGACGAUCACCAUGAUGAGCAUCCAGUGUACCUUAAACGGUAGGCUUCAAAACCACACGAUUUACUGUACCUUCAAAUGCUGGAUGGAUGCUCGACACUCCACGGGUAACGCCGACAUAGACGACAUACUUGUUCGCCACGACGACACGGAAAUUCCCCUCCCGCGCCAUAGCCAAAACCCCGUCGUACAGGGUCCUCAAAUGGUCGUCGACACCGCUCCUGCAGACGGCUUCAUAGAAUUAGGCCCCAUCGCCGCGUCCAACUAUACGCUCAAUCAUCUGCAGACCAUGGCUCUUCAACUCGUUUGCAGCUUUUUAGAUAGGUACACCGUCUAUCCGGACUCGGCUGCCCAACACCUUCAGUACACUGGUGGGCCAGGUGGCACGGGAAAGUCAAGAAUUAUCGACGCCUCAAAGGAUGUGUUCGCAGCUAGAGCUCAACGCCAUCUCCUCCAAAUUACUGGAACGUCCGGUAGUGCCGCAGCCCGGAUCGGCGGAACGACGGUGAAUUCGGCCUGUGGAUUGGAUGCCCAUCGUAGUCCAAACAAACCACUUCCUCCUUUCUCGGAAGCGAAGAAAUAG